Messenger RNA from Suillus clintonianus, 979 nucleotides. RefSeq lists its product as uncharacterized. Gene Ontology annotation, cellular component: mitochondrion; cytoplasm; membrane. Lineage: Eukaryota; Fungi; Basidiomycota; Agaricomycetes; Boletales; Suillaceae. Bases 199 to 771 code for a protein of 190 amino acids. The record is from RefSeq and is a predicted model, not a curated record. The transcript has 10 exons.
GGCGACUUGACUACAUAAUUUUGAUCGUCAUGUCAUAAGACAUCGAGGGUCAAGAACUUAAGCGUUCAGUGAGUUUUCAGAGGUUUUCAGUACUAUGCAUACUGGCCUUGAAUUCAACUUCCGCGACUCCAUAGACGCGCGCUCUCCGUGUUGGUUCUUAGUUGGAGUUAUCCAAGACUCCAAGCUACUUCUUCAACAAUGGCCUCAAUUCUUCGGUUGUACAAUGCCGCUCUCAUCCGAAGACCCAUGCUCGCACAGUCUGCCACAGCCGCCUUCUUAUUUGGCGCAGGCGAUGUGAUCGCCCAGCAAGUCAUCGAGCGCCAGGGGAAGAAUCAUGAUUUCAUGCGUACUGCGCGCCUCACUUUUUAUGGGGGAGCGUUCUUUGGGCCAGCCUUGACAAAAUGGUACCAGCUUCUCAACCAGAUCAAGUUCUCUACUCCUACGAAGGCUGUGAUAUAUCGUGUUUGGCUGGACCAAGCGAUCCUUACUCCUGUGGCUGUCGGGUUCUUUUUUGGCACAAUGAGUAUCAUGGAAGGAAAGGGUAUUUCUGGCGCACAGGACCGCAUUAGUACUGCGUACACACCAACGUUAAUCCGUAACUGGGGAGUCUUUAUUCCCACCCAAAUCAUCAACUUCGCUAUCGUGCCACAUCACCUUCGUUUUGUUGUCGUUAGCGUUGUCAGCUUGUUUUGGAACACGUACCUCAGUGCCAUCAAUGCCAGUUCGCAGCAACAUGAAGCAAUCGAAUUAGUCAAAGGCUCCGAGAAGUAGCAUGAUCUUAACUCGUGGUGCGCCUCCCACCAGCAUGUGUAUAUCAACUAGACCAUCAGCAUCCUGAAAUAUAAUUACCAUCCCACGUGGAGACCGUAUGAUUUCAUUGCCGAGCAUUUACGAUGCCAAGUGAAGUCUAAGGUGGACAAGUAUCGUCGUGAAUGGCUUGAGCAUCGAUACUGCACGCACACAUACUAAUAUUAUUCCC